AUGGGUCAUAAUUUUCUCAGUGAUGCGAAGACCAUGCUUUUGUUGUUGUACUUUUCCAUUGCCAACCUUCUUAAUCUUGCUUAUGCUGAUCCACCCUACAGUUUUUGCUCAAAUACAUCUCCUUUUGUAGCUAAUAGUUCAUUUCAAAACAAUCUCAAGUCCCUCAUGUCUUAUCUUGCCUCAAAUGCUUCUGUGUCGAAUCAAUAUCAUGCCUCUGCUGGAAAUGACCCUGAUAGAGUCUAUGCUCAGUAUAUGUGCUACAGCUACAUAACAAACGAAAAGUGCAGUGCCUGCAUUGAUGCAGCAUCACAAGAUAUCAUGCAACUCUGUCCAAACAAUAGAAAUGCAACUGUAUGGGAAGAGCUGUGCCAGUUGCGCUUCUCGAAUAAAAAUUUCAUAGGUCAGCUUGAUUUCUCAGGAAACAUUCCCUUAGCUAAUAGAGAGACGAUUGAAAAUUCAGUACAGUUUAUAUCAGUAGUGAACGAAAAUUUUAGUAAUCUUACCAAGAAGGCUGCUUUUGAUCAUACGCAGAAUAUGUAUCCUACAGGAAAAUUAGCCUUAUCGGAUAUAGACACCCUUUAUACUCUGGUACAGUGCACUACAGAUUUGUCAUCUCACGAUUGUAACACAUGCCUUCAGGUUGCCAUACAAAAUAUUUCAAGUUGCUGCUAUUUCGGUCGAGGGGCACGGCUUCUUAGCCGGAGUUGCUAUUUUAGGUUUGAGUUAUACGCAUUCUAUGAAGGCGCAGCUGAUACGCGAACACAAAAGGUGUAUAAUUUUCCUAGAGGGAAGACAUUGACGAUUUUGAAGAUUGUCCUUGGAACUUGUAUACCAACAGUUGUUCUUGCAUUUCUCACCGCAUCGUGUAUCAUCUACUUUCGGCGAUUAAGCAGAAAAGAAACAGAUGAGGAAAAAAGUCACCUUGCUUUCUUACAGGAACUGAGAAAAUCUAGCGGAUCGACAUUCGCAGAAGGUAAUAAGGUGAGUUCUGAGGAAUUACCUUGGAUGAUGGACCUGAGUGUUAUAAGAGCUGCGACAGAUAACUUCUCUGUUUCAAACAAGCUUGGACAGGGUGGAUUUGGCUCUGUUUACAAGGGGAUACUAAGCGAUGGAAGCGAAGUUGCAGUGAAGAGACUAUCAAGAAGUUCAGAGCAGGGCGUAAAAGAAUUCAAAACUGAAGUUCUAUUAAUAAUGAAACUUCAGCACAAAAAUCUUGUCAGGCUGCUUGGUUUUUGUGUUGAAGGAGAGGAAAAGCUCCUCGUCUAUGAAUUCAUGCCUAACAGCAGCCUUGAUGUUUUUCUUUUUGAUCCUACGAAACGAGCAGAACUUGAUUGGAGCAGUAGAAUUGAUAUUAUAAAUGGAAUUGCAAAGGGAAUGCUCUAUCUUCACGAGGAUUCUAGGCUUAGAAUCGUUCAUCGAGACCUAAAAGCUUCUAAUGUAUUGUUAGACAAUGAGAUGAAUCCGAAGAUUUCUGACUUUGGAAUGGCAAGGAUUUUUUCAAGCAAUGAAGACGAAGCCAAUACUGCUCGAAUAGUAGGAACAUAUGGAUACAUGGCACCAGAAUAUGCAAUGGAGGGAUUAUAUUCAACCAAAUCUGAUGUUUUUAGUUUUGGAGUUCUCUUGCUUGAGAUCAUAAGCGGGAGAAAGAAAGCUGGAUACCACCAAUCAAAAUGUGCUCCUAGCCUCCUUGCAUAUGCCUGGCAAUUAUGGAACGAAGGAAAUAAAGCAGAGUUGAUUGAUCCAAUGCUGUCUGAUUCAUGCAAUGCAGACGAAUUCUCACGUUACAUGCACAUUGGUUUAUUAUGUGUUCAAGAAGAUGCUAGCGACAGACCUACCAUGUCAUCUGUUGUCUUAAUGCUGAAAAGCCAAAAUUCAUUUCUUCCCCAACCUGAGCGGCCGGCUUUUGUGGGAAGAUUCAUGGACAACCUGGAGGCAACUGUUAGCAAUUUCUCUGUCAAUGAAAUGACACUUUCUGAUGUUGGUCCACGCGGAUGA
Populus nigra (black poplar) is the source of this 1995-nucleotide messenger RNA. Its product is annotated as cysteine-rich receptor-like protein kinase 10. The record is from RefSeq and is a predicted model, not a curated record. Gene Ontology annotation, biological process: protein phosphorylation. Bases 1 to 1995 code for a protein of 664 amino acids. NCBI's taxonomy places the organism in Eukaryota, Viridiplantae, Streptophyta, Magnoliopsida, Malpighiales, Salicaceae. The transcript has 7 exons. Gene Ontology annotation, molecular function: protein kinase activity; ATP binding.